Molecule: messenger RNA, 2351 nt
Organism: Strigops habroptila (Kakapo)
Lineage: Eukaryota; Metazoa; Chordata; Aves; Psittaciformes; Psittacidae
Product: copine-5-like
Exons: 21
Coding region: 32-1732 (566 amino acids)
Biological process (GO): cellular response to calcium ion
Cellular component (GO): plasma membrane
Molecular function (GO): calcium-dependent phospholipid binding
Source: RefSeq, a predicted model, not a curated record
UGCCCGGAGCGGGAGCGGCGGAGCGCGCGCCAUGGCGGGGCUGGACAGCCCCGAGCCGGGCAGCGACCCCGGCCCCGCCACGCGCGUGGAGCUGACGGUGUCGUGCAGGCAGCUCCUGGACAAGGACACCUUCUCCAAGUCGGACCCACUCUGUGUCCUGUACAUCCAGCGCCCCGGCAGCCGGCAGUGGCUGGAGUUCGGCCGCACUGAGGUCAUCGACAACUCCCUGAACCCCGACUUCCUGCACAAGUUCGUCCUCGACUACUUCUUUGAGGAGAAGCAGAACCUGCGCUUCGACCUGUACGAUGUGGACUCCAAGAGCCCCGACCUCUCCAAGCACGACUUCCUGGGCCAGACCUUCUGCACCCUGGGCGAGAUUGUGGGCUCGGCCGGCGGCCGCCUCGAGAAGCCGCUGACGAUGGGCACUGUCACCACACACUCCCGGGGCAGGAAACCAGCUCCGGCCCUCUCCAAUGGCGGCGUUCCCAGGAAGAGCUGCGGCACCAUCAUUGUCCUCGCCGAGGAGCUGGGCAACUGCCGGGACGUGGCCACGCUGCAGUUCUGCGCCAACAAGCUGGACAAGAAGGAUUUCUUUGGCAAAUCCGACCCUUUCCUGGUGUUCUACCGCAGCAACGAGGACGGGACGUUCACCAUCUGCCACCGCACGGAGGUGGCGCGGCACACGCUGGCCCCGGUGUGGGCCGCGUUCGACAUCCCGGUGCGAGCGCUCUGCAACGGCGACCCCGACCGGACCAUCAAGGUGGAGGUGUACGACUGGGACCGCAGUGGCAGCCACGACUUCAUCGGGGAGUUCACCACCAGCUACCGCGAGCUGGCGCAGGGACAGGGCGGCCUCAACGUGUACCAGGUGGUGAACCCCAAGAAGAAGCUGAAGAAGAAGAAGUACCUGAACUCAGGCACGGUGACGCUCUUGUCCUUCUCGGUGGAGUCCGACCCCAGCUUCCUGGACUACAUCAGGGGCGGGACCCAGCUCAACUUCACGGUGGCCAUCGACUUCACCGCGUCCAACGGGAACCCCUCCCAACCCACGUCCCUGCACUACCUGAGCCCCUACCAGCUCAACGCCUACACCAUGGCCCUCAAGGCGGUGGGCGAGAUCAUCCAGGACUACGACAGCGACAAGAUGUUCCCCGCGCUGGGCUUCGGCGCCAAGAUCCCACCGGACGGGCGCGUGUCCCAUGAGUUCCCACUGAACGGGGACGCGGAGAACCCCGCGUGCAGCGGCAUCGAGGGGGUGCUGGAGGCCUAUCACCGCAGCCUGCGCAGCGUCCAGCUCUACGGGCCCACCAACUUCGCCCCCGUCGUCAACCACGUGGCACGCGCGGCGGCCGCGGUGCUCGAUGGCUCCCAGUACUUCGUGCUGCUCAUCAUCACCGACGGCGUCAUCUCGGACAUGGCGCAGACCAAGGAGGCCAUCGUCAACGCUGCAGCGCUCCCCAUGUCCAUCAUCAUCGUGGGGGUCGGUCAGGCCGAGUUCGAUGCAAUGGUGGAGCUGGACGGGGAUGACAUCCGCGUGUCCUCCCGCGGGAGGGUGGCCGAGAGGGACAUCGUGCAGUUUGUGCCGUUCCGGGAGCACGUGGCGGCGGGGGGGGGCGCUGUGCGCAGCAUGGCGCGGUUGGCGCGCGCGGUGCUGGCCGAGGUGCCCCCCCAGCUCCUGUCCUACAUGAAGGCCAAAGGCAUCAGCCCCCGGCCCGCGCCCCCCCCGCAGUGACCCCCCCAGUGACACACCCCCCCCCAUUCCCGGUCCCUUUCCCCCUGUUCCCAUGGAUAAAGGCAGCAGGAUCCUCCCCCCCCCCCCAUCCCCAUCAACCACCUUUUGGGGGGGUCGUGGUGGAGCCCCCCCGGACCAUCCCCACGCUGGCCCAGUGCUGAGGGUGUAUCCUGCCCCCCCAUAGAGCACAUGACCCCCAAGUGUGGGGUCCCCUCUGGUGACAUUCAGAGUAUCCCCAGGGGUGACAUAUGGCGCCCCCCCCCAGCCCCAGACACCUCCCUCACCCACAGACACCCACCAGCCCCAUGGACACCCCCGGCCCCAUAGACACUCCCUGCCCAAGAGGCACCCCCCAGGCCCAUAGACACCCCCAAACCCCAUAGUCCCCCCCUCAGAUCCACAGACACCCCAGACCCAUAAACACCCCCCCAGCCCCAUAGAAACCCCCCAGCCCCACGGACACCCCCCGUCCCAUAGAAACCCCCCCGUCCCAUGGGCACCCCACAGCCCCAUAGCCAUCCCCUUACACCUGGGGGGGUUCCCCUUCUCUGUGUCGUCCCCCCCCCCGUGUGUCUGUAUUGAGUUGCCUUAAACUGGAAUAAACUCAGAGUGUUUGUAA